Molecule: messenger RNA, 1000 nt
Organism: Rubroshorea leprosula
Lineage: Eukaryota; Viridiplantae; Streptophyta; Magnoliopsida; Malvales; Dipterocarpaceae
Source: the annotation of a GenBank genome assembly
GGACUGGGAUUUUGAUUUCGUCCAGCUGUGCUGCGAGCCUGCGACUCAUGAGGGUUGUAUGGCCACAUGCGCCUCUCCAAGCGUCGGCUACCUACCCAGUCGAACUCUGCCCCAAGACACAGUCCUCACCUCGUUGAAGAACUCUUCCUUUCUCCUAUUCCCCUCUUCUCAUUUCUUCUUUAUUCCAUUUCUAAGUUCUGGUUAACGCGUGAACGUUCUGCAUCUGUUUGCCUAUACACAUAUCAAAAGCGAGAAAAAAAAAAAAAGAAAAGGAAAAUCCGUCUCUUUUACAACUGGUCUCAAACCGUGACAUAGAAAAAAGGAGACAACACAACUAGCAAAACAGGAGGAAAAGAAAGGGAAUAGGGUAAAUCAGAAGAAAACCCAAGUUAUACCCAUCAUCCCUUUUUUGAUCCAGUCUUGUUUUCCUCAAUUGUGGCUGUGAAAGAUCAGUCUAUAAGCCAUGGUGCUUGAUGGCAUUGUUUCUUCUCCGAUGCGUAGGAAGUCAUUCCCAAGGGAUGACUUGGGUAGCUGGUCUACACUUUUCCAGAGGCAUCGCUACCUCCUAACAGCUUUGGCACUUUUAGCAUUCCUCUGUACCAUCUACCUCUAUUUUGCAGUUACUUUAGGGACCACUGGUUCAUGUUCUGGGUUGAAAGGGACACAGAGAGCAACUUGUGAACUGCAGCAUGCAGGGUCGUCUCUUCACAAUGGAAAAUUGAAAUUCUUUUAGCACUUAGAAGAGGGUUUUACUUAUUUAUCAUUUUUUCUUUUCAUUUAAAAGGUAUUUAAUUUGAAAUAAAUACAACUAAUAUGUAGUAGAUUAGUUUGUGUUGUCUAGUGAUCAUCUUGUUAAUAUGCAGCAUGAUCUUUGCAGCAUAAACAAUUUAUUGAACCUGUUCAAAUUGAAUUUAUUAUGAAAUUUCUCGCUAUUGUUGUGGCUACUGGUUGUUUGAUUGUUUCUGUUUUAAACUUAAUCGAAUUAACAUUUAGUUGUUUG